This is a messenger RNA of Coniophora puteana RWD-64-598 SS2, 4443 nucleotides long. RefSeq lists its product as uncharacterized. Bases 1 to 4443 code for a protein of 1480 amino acids. The record is from RefSeq and is a predicted model, not a curated record. Lineage: Eukaryota; Fungi; Basidiomycota; Agaricomycetes; Boletales; Coniophoraceae. The transcript is spliced from 15 exons.
AUGUGCAUUUCCAAUACUCUCCGCGAAACUCGGAAAAAAUUAGAGGAGGUUAUCCUGUCUUUAGACAACGCAGAAGCUCUUGACCGUUUCCUGUCUCGCUGCAAAUAUAACACCAAAUUAGCUUCUGAAGUUCUUUAUCUCAGCUUACGCUUUGGCGUAGGAGAGGUUACUUCUCACCAGCUUCGGCAGUGUCUGUACGCUUGCAGCACUGUGUCUACACUCGAAAUCAUUCUUCGUGGCGCGUCUUCUGGGACCAUCUCGCACCUUCUUCGAGACAUCAAAUUUCCAAGGCUUUCUUCAUUCAAAUGCGAUGGCUCUCACGAAGGAGUCAACGAUUUCCUCGGCCAGCAUCCAACCAUUCUUGACAUCUCAGUCGGACAGUGCAGUUCCGCUCCAGAAUGCACCUUAUGCACAGAAGCCUUUCCCAAUCUUAUAAGCGUGUCCGCACCGCUUCCCUGCGUAUCCGCCUUCGUGAACAACACCCCCAGCACCCCCCGUCGUCAGAUAUUGCAGGUUAAAGCUCACAUCACAAGGGACAAGUUGAGCUCUCCCACACGGAUUUUCAAGACAUUGGAACCUCCCGGCUGCAACAUCACUCGCCUCGAAAUAGAUUUCCAUGCGUCGGACACAAGAAUUCUUCACAAAAUCGCUUCAAUCAAGGGGCUUCGUGUGUUGAAACUGAGCGAGCAGCGUUCAGCUAAGAUGCAGUAUCAACAGGCAAACGAGAAUAUUGGCACUCCUCAGCCCUGGAGCAACACGUCAGCUUGGGCAAGGGAUCUUAGGGCGUUAACCUCGUUGGAACGUCUGCUUUUGCGGACGAGCUCUCCGCUAGUACCUGUCCCGGGUAACAAGGAUCAAGAGAAGGACCUGAUCAAGAGUUGGACGGCGGGUGAUGUUUCUUCUCUCGAGCAGGUUUUCUCGCUUUGGGAUAGACAGGGUAAGGGUGCCUGGACUGUUGGGCCGCGGAUGGAUCCAGUUUCGAGCGCCUUUAAAGUACUAGUGGAGUUAAUAUUUAUCAGUGAUCACGAGCAACGGAGUGCAGCUAUCCCACAGCAACCAACCGUCCACUACCUUUUCCUUCGUCCUCCACAACCUGUCAUGGAUGUCCAAGGUCAAGACCCUCUUCUAGAAAAUUUGCAGCCGGAUGAAAAUCACGCUGAUUCCGGGGUGACUCCCGCUCUAAAGCGACCCGCUGAACACCCUCCUGAAUCGCCCAACCCGCUGAAGUUCUGGCGAGCUGAGAUGCCUUCAGGUGUUCAACGACUUCCGGGUCAAAACACUAUUUGUUCGAACGGGGACCGUUUUAUUGAAGACGCCGAAAGCAGCAACAAAGGUCUGCUAAGCAGGGACAAGCAAUCAAUAUAUCGGGGGCCAGUGGCUCCGCUCCCCCAUCGGACGCCUGCUUUGUCUGCAUUAAUCCUUGAUCAAGGGAGCAGCUCCUCUGAGUCGUUGACGGUUCCAGUCUGGAGUACCUGGGAUACUACGUUCACGUCACCGGAAAGGGAGGUCGAUUCCAGACCGGACGGUUCUUCUCCAUCUCCUGGCGUACUCAAUCCCAGCAAUACCCUUGUCAGAGAUCGUGACACUGAAGCGUCCGAUCACACUGUCCAUGAGCUAUGCAUCCCCGAACCCCGCAGGGUUGUUAGCGGCGCAUCCAACAUCGUCCCUGUGCCGGUCGAGGCUGAUAUGUUUCACAAACUCCCCGGACUCCGCGAAGCUAGCACGCCCCACUUCGUCUCUAACCCUCACCAAGCUGACAACUCGUCAUAUCUCACCUCUGCAUCCGACGAGGCCGUUAUGCAGCGCUUCUUUCCUGCACCCCGCAAGUCCCACGCACCCAGCUUUGCUCCUGUACUUGGACCUCAACCUUCUCAUGGCGAAGAUCACGCAUUUCGCUUAAAAGGAGCGGAACGCGAUGAUUUGAUCAUUUGUGCUGGAAACUUAGCACAGAAAAAUGAGGCUCAGGCUCGCGCGGCCGGCUUUGGCCCUGCAUAUGGACCUCAAACUUCUUAUGGCGUAACAGAACGAGCUGAUAUGAACUCUAUUCAUGCUGGAAGCGUAGAGCAGAUAUGGGAGCAAGCGUAUCUUUACAAGGGCCAACCGAAUCAUCAGCCAUCUCAAAGUGACUUCGGCAGUGGCAAUUACCUCCAGCCCGACAUCACGCAUUCAUAUACUUCACAGGGUAAUUCUAGAAUGUCCGCAAACGCGAAUCAAAGUGGAGUUGCCUCAUAUGAGUCGAGACAAAUUGACGAGGAUAUAACUAUGGAUUCUGUGAUGGGUGCCAUUGACUUAUUCCCGAGAGUCGCAUAUCAACGGACGAUGAAUCCGGCUGAUCCUCGAGCUCGCCCUGCUGUAGAGCAUUUCAUGCCUCAGAGUUCACCGUCAAACACUAUGGCUCAUGGGUUCGACACUCAGCAUCAGCAUCAAAACCCAUUUGCUUCUGUAGCAGACAGUGGACGAGAGCAUGUAGCUCUACGUUCGAAAACGGAGUCUCAUUCCCGGGAUGGAGCCGCCGCCCCUAAUCUCACGAGAAAUGUUGGCGGGUCAACUUCGAAAAAUCCCUUCGUUCAAAGACGCGACGGUGAAGUCAGGGUUCAGCAAAGCAGAAAUACAAAAACUAUUCCUCCCCAUCCAGCCGACUUUGAUGAUCGCCUCUACCGCCAUCAAGACACGGUGGAUGGUGGACGCUCUGCUCGUGAACUCGGUCGACGUGACGGCGAAGCCAGAUUUCAGCAAAGCAAAAAUACAAAAACUAUUCCUCCCCAUCCAGCCGACUUUGAUGAUCGCCUCUACCGCCAUGACACAGUGGAUGGUGGACGCUCUGCUCGUGAACUCGGUCGACACGACGGUGAAGCCAGGUUUCAGCAUAGCAAAAAUACAAAGACUAUUCCUCCCCAUCCAGCCGACUUUGAUGAUCGCCUCUACCGUUAUCAAGACACGGUGGAUGGUGGACGCUCUGCUCGUGAACUCGGUCGACGCGACGGCGAAGCCAGGGUUCAGCAAAGCAAAAAUACAAAAACCAUUCCUCCCCAUCCAGCCGACUCUGACGAUCACCUCUACCGUCAUCAAGACACGGUGGACGGUGGACGCUCUACUUGUGAACUCGGUCGCUCCGCCUGCCUGCCUUCAUCCAAUAACGUUCAUAACGAGACCGGCUCCUCCGCUACUAUCCCUUCUUCCGACGCUGUUUUACACGAUGGGGACAUCAGCGCUCUCCUCUCCGAGCAUCGCUUGCUGCGGGGCUUCGAACACUACGCCAAAAGACUCAAUGCUGCUCAAGAAGACCUCCAAGCUCAGAUGAAGGGCUUGAGUUUAGAUAUCAAACAGCAUAACCAAGUUUUUGAUGCGCAUGCCAAGGCAGUGUCGUUGGCGCUAUCUAAGUCCAGUAAGAGGAGGAGAGCCAGCAGCCAAGCUAGUAGCCCCGCAAAGCGUGUUCGGAAGAACUUUGAGCUUCUAGUAGCACCGUCUAGUGACCAUAAAGACGAAGAAGAACAAGUUCAAGAACCAUUAAUCGAUGGUUUCGCAGUUGUCAAUGAUUUCAAGAACCAUGCCAGCUGGAUUCCUUUGAUGGAAGCUGUUCGUGAUGUGUUCAAGGCGCUUCUCAAAAUCUCGGAGUAUAAGCCAAAAGAGUUCGAAAAGCUGCCCGAGCCAUUAGAUGACGAAGAACUUGAAAUCUAUGCGUCUAUGCAGGCUGGAAAUAUGGUUUCGGUAGACAAGUUUCGAGUCGACUUUACGCGUCCUUGGAAGAAGGACGAUUUCAACGCGAGUGCUAGGGAGGUUUUUAUCGAUCACUUCAUAGAAAAAGUGAAGAGCGGCGCUAUCCUAGACCGGUAUGGCAUCAAAUCAAACUACGUUACGUGGAGAGUCGUUGGUGCCGCCAUUGACCAACAUGUCGUCCGUUACGUCCGUGGCCUCUAUAUCGAUUGGUACAAUGGAGCCGCCUCAGAGUCUGAGUAUGAGAGACGUAAACGAGCGGCGAAGGCCAAUAGGAAAAGCACGUUGCUAUGGAACCGUUUUACUAUCUGCCGGGAUCGCAAGGCGCUCAACCGCCAUGCGCCAUUUUUCGUCUCUCUGACUCGCGGGUGUAUGAGCGGGGACGAGACUGAGCCAGAGGAGGGACCUGAGAAAGCUCCGAAGCGUUACCUGAUCGUUAAACCGGUUUGGCGCAGUUUGGAGUUCACUAUCUUUCUCCAUGCCCUGGACCGCAAAUACAGAGAAGCUUGGCGUUCUCCUGGUGGUGGUAGACGCGCAACACCUGGCAAUCCUCCUCGUAUUCGCAAGGAAAGCAGUCUCUCUGACUUGGGCAUUGUUCCCAAGGGAUUAUAUCGCAACUGCUAUGAUGCGAAGUGGUUGAAGUCUAUCAAGUCGUGGCAGAGAGAGAACUUGAUGAUAAUCGACGAGGACUAUGAUUUUUUCAUCCAUGACAUAGAUGAUGAUCUGUAA